Molecule: messenger RNA, 345 nt
Organism: Penicillium oxalicum
Lineage: Eukaryota; Fungi; Ascomycota; Eurotiomycetes; Eurotiales; Aspergillaceae
Exons: 1
Coding region: 1-345 (114 amino acids)
Source: RefSeq, a predicted model, not a curated record
AUGCCCACUGUGGAAGAAAUUGACCUGAUCUUUCGUGCCUGGCGGUCGAGCGAGCUUUGCAAGAAAGUGUGGCAAUUGUCAGAAUUUGGCAUCAUUGCCCCAAUCUUUCUCCGCACACGAUACGGCCCGAAGAACGACAAGAUGAUGGAGGAAGGGAUCAGUGCAUUCGAGGAGGUGCGGACAAUGGAUAGGGUUCGGCUCAUGCCCACCGUGACACAGAACUUUACACUCCUGAUCAGACUACGAUCAACAAUUAUCGCAAACUCAUAUUUGGUAUCGCGCCGCGGCCGAUCAACUUUAUCAGCACUGUUGACUCCAAAUGCUAGAAGAAUCUUUCACCCGUGA